Messenger RNA from Adineta steineri, 825 nucleotides. The record is from the annotation of a GenBank genome assembly. Lineage: Eukaryota; Metazoa; Rotifera; Eurotatoria; Adinetida; Adinetidae.
CUUCUUCCUAAAUUUAUUUGGCAUGUAUUUACACGAAAAGGUGGUUUCAAUAUUCGACGACUCGUACAAACCAUUAAAGAUAAACCAGAUGCUGAAAAAGGUGUAGAUUUUGUCAAACGUACAUUAAAAACAUACAUUGAUACACAAAAUACAUUACAUGGAUCAGUAUGUUGUGGUGUUCGUUGUCGUAAUUUUUAUAUUAGCUAUACACUAACAUAUUUUAUUGUCAAAAUACUCUAUACUAUCAAUACUCUAGCUCAAUUUUUCUUAUUAAAUUCAUUUUUAUCAUUUCAUUUUACUGGUUAUGGUGUUGAAGCAUUAAGUAAAUUAUUUAGUGGUGAUGAUUGGUUUGAAUCACCAAGAUUUCCUCGUGUUACCAUGUGUGACUUUAUGAUUCGACAUUUAGGUUCUAAUCAACAUUGGUAUGCAAUUCAAUGUAAUUUACCAAUAAAUAUCUAUAAUGAUAAGAUAUUUUUGGGUGUAUGGCUCUGGUUAAUAAUUUUAACAAUAUUAAAUAUUUUGUCAAUUAUAGGUUGGGUUAUUUCAUUAACUAGCGGACGUCGUGUAUCAAUAACUAAAAGAUAUUUGAAUGUAAAUCAAUCACUCUCACCAGAAGGAGAAACUUUAUUGUCAACAACAUCAAAAAGUCCAAAAUAUGAUCGAGAUAUUGAUGCUACUGGUUUUACUGAGUAUAUGCAUUUAGAUGGAUUUCUUAUAUUUGACAUAAUUGCAAAGAAUACAGAUGAAAUUAUUGCAGGACAAAUCAUUGAACAUUUAUAUAGAAAUUAUGAACCACCUACACGAAAUUAUACGAGCAAUGUUUGA